UGUCUAGCAAGGAUAGGGUGAUGUUGUAUUGUGAACUGAGAGAGAGAGAGCGAGAGAGAGAGAGAGCACCUCUGCCGCUUUCCUUGCCUUCUCUCCUGUGCGCAGUGCUCCGGCCCGGCCGCUCCUUCCUUCCUUCCUCAUUUCCUCCCCACAGCUGGCUGUCUCCUCUCUCGGAUGCUGGUUGUGCCUUCUCCUUUCGCACUACCGCCGAGCAGGACCAAAUACUUCGGAGGGGUGGAAUGACUGACUACCUGUUUUGCAUGGUCUGAAUUUCGGGAAAUUCGCACGUCGGAAAGGAGGGGAGUCAAGAGGGAAAAAAGGAGGCUCUCCAUCCUCCCCGAGGGAAUUUAUUUUACAGAGGUAUGCCAGUGCCUGAGGUGGCGUCUGACACUGCCAGCGCUGCUACCAUGUUGAGCCCCGUCCUCAAUGCCUCCAACGGAGACGGCUCCGAGUCUGAAACCACCUCCGCCAUCCUCGCCUCAGUCAAGGAACAGGAGCUGCAGUUUGAACGUCUGACCAGGGAGCUGGAAGCCGAACGACAGAUUGUCGCCAGUCAGCUGGAGAGAUGCAAGCUUGGCUCUGAGACUGGAAGCAUGACUAGCAUCAGUUCAGCAGAUGAGAAGUUUCGCUGGAAUAAUCAAGAUGGACAGAAGGACAUAGAGGAGGAGCUGACAACAGGCCUAGAGCUGGUGGACUCCUGCAUCCGAUCGCUCCAGGAAUCGGGCAUCUUGGACUCACAGGACACUUCUACAGGAGACAGACAAGGACUCCUGUCCCAAAGCGCUUUACAGCUUAACAAUCAAGAUGCCUAUGCAGCAGCUGGUUACCAUAGUAAUCAAGGGCUGACACUUGGAGAAUCAGUCCCAGGCCGCAGUGGGCAAAUCGGAGGAGCAGUCCACAGCUACAACCAGGUGACAUCCAGCCGUGCAGCUGCCCAGUUAGCAGGCACAGACUCUCCUUCACAGUCCCAGAGAGACUCAUUUGCCCAGCAGGCCUUUGGCAGCGCUUUCCACAUGUCCACAGAGGGCGGACCUGCACCUGCUGGACCAUCCAUGUAUUACUCGUGUGCCACUUUGCCUGCACAGCGCGUAAGCUCCCCUCUGCAGGCGGUGGGAUCUCCUACCAAGCUGCAGCGGCUGGGAUCAGCCUCUGCUGACAUGCCCAGCUACGCCACGCUACAGAGAGUGUCCUCACCCAAGCAAUCACCCAGCCGACUCGCCAAAUCCUACAGCACCUCAUCCCCCAUCAACAUGGUAGCAUCAGGUGCUGGCGGCUCGUCCUCACCGCUCCCCAUGGUAGCCUCUCCAGGGGGAAAUCACUCCUCGUCACCCAUACACCAGCUUAGCUCUGCGGUGGGGAGCUAUGCCACCCUGUCGCCCACCAAGCGCAUGCUGCAUCACAUCGGAGCAGAUACCUACAAGAUUUCCCACGAGCUGUACGCUAACGCAACCCUGCAAAGGCCUGGUAGCCUGGCAGGUAGAGGGUCCAGAGGUUCCUACAGUAGCCAGCACAGUCACCUGGGCUCCGAACUGCGACCCCUGCAGUCCCCUGAACACCACAUCGACCCCAUCUAUGAAGACAGAGUCUACACCAAACCUAACAUUAGAGGACAAGUGGUGAACCAGUUGUACCAAGAGGUCCUCAAUUAUCUGCUCUGUCCCUACGCUCCUCUUUCCACUUUAGCCCCACCCUCCCCCGGUGUCGACCCAAUCCCCUUACAGCGAACGGGAAGCCAGAGCGCCACCGCCACCUUCCAGAGAGGCAGCUUUGCCACGGGAGGCGGGGCGGCCGACUACGCCAAUCCGUACCGCACUCUACAGUUCUGUCCGUCGACCGAGUCGCCUUACAGCAAGUCAGGCCCCGCCCUCCCCCCUGAGGCGGCGCUGGGCCGAUCCCCAUCAGUGGACAGCAUCCAGAAGGACCCAAGGUACGACCCCGAAUUCCUUGUGUGGAAUCAAAAUCAAGCCGAGCAAAGAAUGACAAAGGAGUUUGGCUGGAGGGAUCCAGAGCUGCCAGAGGUGAUCCAGAUGUUGCAACAUCAGUUCCCAUCAGUUCAAUCCAAUGCUGCUGCUUACCUCCAGCACCUCUGCUUUGGAGACAACAAGAUCAAAUCUGAGAUUCGGCGGCAGGGUGGAAUCCAGCUGCUGGUGGACUUGUUGGACCACAGGAUGACUGACGUGCACCGCAGCGCCUGCGGAGCCCUGAGGAACCUGGUGUAUGGCAAAGCCAACGACGACAACAAGAUCGCCCUGAAGAACUGCGGAGGCAUACCCGCUCUAGUGCGACUGCUCCGGAAGACCACAGAUGUGGAGAUCCGAGAGCUCCUCACAGGUGUUUUGUGGAACUUGUCAUCAUGUGAUGCCCUGAAGAUGCCCAUCAUCCAGGACGCUUUGGCCGUUCUGACCAACGCUGUGAUCAUCCCACACUCGGGCUGGGACACCUCCCCGCACACGCAAGAGGACCGCAAACUGCACCUACACUCCUCCCAGGUUCUCCGCAAUGCCACCGGCUGUCUGCGGAAUGUGAGCUCUGCAGGUGAGGAAGCCCGUAGGAGGAUGAGGGAGUGCGAGGGUCUGACUGACGCUCUGCUCUAUGUCAUCCAGACCGCUCUGGGGAGCAGCGAGAUUGACAGCAAGACUGUAGAGAACUGUGUGUGCAUCCUGAGGAACUUGUCGUACCGUCUGGCUGCGGAGACCUCUCACAGCCAGCAGGGGGGGUCGGAAGAGUUGGACGGCUUGUUAUGUGAUACUGGAGGGAAGGACGCAGAGAGUUCGGGAUGUUGGGGCAAGAAGAAGAAGAAAAAGAAGGGACAUGACCAGUGGGACGGCGUCGGCCCAUUUCCAGACUUGGCGGAGCCCCCGAAAGGCAUCCAGAUGUUAUGGCACCCCACCAUCGUUAAGCCCUACCUCACACUGCUGUCUGAGUGCUCCAACCCAGACACCCUGGAGGGAGCAGCUGGGGCUCUGCAGAAUCUAGCUGCUGGCAGCUGGAAGUGGUCCGUCUAUAUCCGAGCUGCAGUGCGCAAAGAGAAAGGACUCCCUAUCUUGGUGGAGUUACUGAGGAUAGACAAUGAUAGGGUCGUUUGUGCUGUGGCUACAGCCCUGAGAAACAUGGCUCUGGACAUCAGGAACAAGGAGCUAAUUGGUAAAUAUGCCAUGAGGGACCUGGUGCACCGUUUGCCUGGAGGCAGCAACAACAACAACAGCAGUGGUGGGGGAGGAGGCGGAGGGGGUGGCACCAACAGCAACAGCGGGCUGGUGGGGAAGACCAUGUCGGAUGACACCAUCACGGCUAUCUGCUGCGCGCUGCAUGAGGUCAUCACCAAGAACAUGGAGAACACCAAAGCCCUGAGGGACGCUGGCGGCAUCGAGAAGCUCAUUGGCAUCGCCCGCAGCAAGGGAGACAAAAUUCCCAGACAUAGUCCCAAAGUGGUGAAAGCUGCAUCUCAAGUCUUGAACAGCAUGUGGCAAUACAGAGACCUGCGCAGCCUCUAUAAAAAGGACGGCUAUUCCCAGUACCAUUUUGUUGGCUCCUCCUCCACGAUAGAGAGAGACAGACAGCGACCUUAUUCUUCCUCUCGUACGCCCUCCAUCUCUCCUGUGCGGACCUCGCCCAACAAUCGAUCAGCGAGUGCUCCUGCGUCCCCCAGGGAGAUGAUGGCAUUGAAGGAGAGAAAGGCAGACUACGAGUCAACUGGCAAUGCCAGUUACCAUAGCAGCAAGGGCGAGCACACAUCCCGGAAAGACGCCAUGGCGGGUCAAAUCUCCGGUGGGUCUUCAACACUACACAGAGGAGCGUAUGUGUCCCCAACUGAUGACCUGAAGUAUAAUCAGGUAUCUUCUCAAGGCUUGCCAUCAGAACCCUACCCCCCUUUCCAAAAUCCUCCUCCACCUGACAGCAGCAACUACGAGGAUCAGGCCUGCUACGAGAACCAGGUUCAUGCUGGAGGGCGUCCCCCGCAGGGUGACCUUAACAUGCACCUGCAGGGCCUCAAGUCCACCGGCAACUAUGUAGACUUCUACUCAGCCUCGCGGCCCUACAGCGAGCUCAACUACGAGACCAGCCACUACCCAGCCUCACCAGAUUCCUGGGUGUAAGGGGAGAUGAGGGAGGAGGAGGAGAGUACGGAUAAAAGAAAACCCGGAAGUGAAGGGGGGGUGGCUUAAAGGUGGAGUGAAAGAAGAUGAAAGGACAGGUUCCCUUCCUCCCUCCCCAUCCUCCCCUGUAGUUCCUGAGUAGCAUCAUAGAUAGCAGGAUGAUGAAGGGGGAGGAUGGAGCGCAUGAAAGGAGACGCGGGCAGAAAGCUUGAUAGACAUUUCACUCCUUUCAGGGACAUCUCUGAGAGGAAGGAGAGGACCAGAAGCAAAUGGAGGAGUGGCCAAGCAUGUGCAUGCACACCACCAACCAAACUGACCGACACAUUUUCUUUCUGUGUUUCGUUUGUGAUCAACAAGUGGUAGAGAAGGUUCACCAGACAGAAAGAGCGCCCGCUUCUUGUAGGCCUCUGGAUACAGAAUGUCAAUCAGAGACUAACCCGGAGAGAGAGAAGAGAGUCGGGACAUGAAAGGGAAGCGCGAGAGCAAAAGUUGGCAAACGGUUUUGCGAUGAAGAAGGACGAUGAAAGAUAAACGUGGAUUGGUGGACUUGAGGAUGAGAUGUUUUGCAGCGAGUCAGAGAUACCCCAAGAGGAAUCUGUAAAUAUGUGGUAUAGCAUCCAUGGGUUUUAGUAAAGUGAAGCACAAGAACUGUAGGACACAUAGGACGUCUGUCACACAAAACUUUUCUUUCUGUCUGUGGCUUCAGCGUGACGUAUUCUCUGGGCAAGAAAGACUUUUGGUCAUUUGUAACACUUUUUUUUGUGUUUCUACUUUUUUAAUUCUGAUUGUAUAGUAUUUGAUGUACACUGUACAUUUACGGAGAUGCAUUGCGUACUGUACAUUGCACUAUUUUCUGUGUCAUGUCAGGCCUUUUGCCACUGGUUCCGACUCACCUCCUCACCAAGUACGCCCCCUUACCCAAACACACACAGACUUUCAGAACUCAUAUCAUGGAUGUUGCUAAUGUGAAACACUGGAUAUGAAUUGCAAGGUCACGGUGCUCCUUUCCACUGCCCUACAGUUAGUACAGCUGCCAGAACUGCUAAAGAAAGGUUGUUUUUUGGGCUUUUUUAGGCUAGCGUUGCAUCUUCUCCACACCAUUCCCCUGCUUUUACCCCCCUCCUUUGAGUGACCUGUGUUCAUCAUGUAUAUAACCGUGCCAAACGAGGGAUACUUCCCCUCAGCUGAAAGGGGAGUGUUGACGGUGCAUUCAAGGGUCCAAGUUAAGCUGAAGGUUUUCAGCUGAACAUCCUCGCCGUUCUAACGAUGCCACUUUGUAAAUGCUUUGGUUUUUCUAAACUGUGUUUUACUGGGAUGAAAACCGUCGAACUGCACCGAAACUCCCGAGUAAAAUCGUAACAAGAAAAAAAAAAGAAGAAGAAGAAGAGAAAAAGGAAAAUCGCGGAGGGACUGUGGAGCCUCACUUCCUCCAGAGCUGUACAAAAUUAGUUGAUUUCUGUGUUGUAAAUUAAUUCAUGUUUGAAGUACAAAAAAAGAAAAAACUUUUCUGAGAGAUGGUUGGCAAUUCUAACUUCAUGGUAGACAACAACUGUUAAUAGAGUACGGAUAUAUAUUAUAUAAAUAUAAAUAUAUACUUUUUAUGUGCAGAUGUGGAUGUCACUUAUAGCAGCAACAUUAUGGAAAAAAAGACUUGUUUAAAAAAAUUUUAAAAAAACAGCUACAUGUAGGAAUUUUGUUCACAGUUAAUUUUCUGGUCAGCACACUAAAAUUGUCGACUUUGUGUAGUAAUGUUGUUGCUAUGUGGAGUAGAGUAGACCAGGGCCCAGGGAUCCACGUCGUCACUGAGGCAGUCUAGCAAAGGUGCUACAUCCGUGAGAAGUAUUUCCGACACGUCUGUAUUCUGUCUGUGCACAAGAUGUUUUCAGACUCCACCCAUCGUGCUGCACUGAUGCACUGGAGUGUGUCACCAGUGCACCUCUGCUUUUUAGAUGAUUUGGUCUCAGAUACCAAAACAUGCACCCGUCAAUGCAUGCCCAUUUUGUUGUCAAACUGAAAUAUCUUUUUUCUUUUCUUUCUUCUGUUUUUUUCUGUAAGUGAAGAAGGCUAAAUUGUAAAAGGUGACACCAGACCCUGGUUCUCCCUACUCACUGCUGUUUAGAAGUCCUAGAGGUCAUCUUCCAAUGCUUGAUAAAGCCACUCAUAAUGCAGCAGCCCCACCACCACAAACACACACUGGAUGGAAAGCAGACGUGCUGUAUUUUUGUUAGUAAGCAUCUGGAAACUGAGAACGUUAUGUAUGUCCUUGUGAUCCUUAGGCAGAGAAAACUUACUAUGAGACCUGUAUGGAGAUAUAACGUCGGUGACCUUUUUUUUGCUAGACCAAAUGUGUUUUAAAAAGAGAAAUUGUGAAUCUUUCUAUUGCCUCAAACAGACUGCAACUGCUCCAAAAAAUAUAAACGAACCAUCAAAGAA
This is a messenger RNA of Maylandia zebra (zebra mbuna), 6530 nucleotides long. It is a transcript of the gene ctnnd2b, whose product is annotated as catenin (cadherin-associated protein), delta 2b. Gene Ontology annotation, molecular function: protein binding. Lineage: Eukaryota; Metazoa; Chordata; Actinopteri; Cichliformes; Cichlidae. Gene Ontology annotation, cellular component: cytoplasm; adherens junction; postsynaptic density. The record is from RefSeq and is a predicted model, not a curated record. Gene Ontology annotation, biological process: cell-cell adhesion; dendritic spine morphogenesis.